Molecule: messenger RNA, 720 nt
Organism: Brenthis ino (lesser marbled fritillary)
Lineage: Eukaryota; Metazoa; Arthropoda; Insecta; Lepidoptera; Nymphalidae
Source: the annotation of a GenBank genome assembly
AUGGAUGUGGAUACUCCUAACAUACUAAAAAGGUGCAGUAGUGCACCUCUUAUCAAUGAAGCGGCGUCUACAGCAGCCACAUCGCCUACGACCAACACGGCGCCCAGAAGCACAACGUUUUUCGGAAUGUUCACCAACAACAGUCUUCCACGCACUCGCAGCAACAGUAUCAGCUGCAGUCCCCUGUCGGCGGCCGUCAAUAUACCUGCUAGCCUCCAAAGCACUUGUGGUCGCAGACUGACGCCUCGGGUUAACCAGCUAAGAGCAGAAGAGUGUGCGGAUGUCAGCAACACGAGGGAGGUCGCGCACGAGAGGGAAGUGCACACUGCAAUGCAAAUGGGUCAGUCGUACGAGGACCUGACGAUAGUCGGCCUGGCCAACUCACCCACGAGGGUGCCUAGGUUUUCGCCUGUAGUGUCACCAUCACCCACACGGAAAUUCACAACUCGGCGGAGUUUAUCUCCAAUCGCCCUACGAGCGUCCUCCUUCAGUCCGGUUAGACCCAACGUGUUAGUGGGCAAGCGACGGUGCGACGACGGGGAUUCCUCUAUAUCAAAACGUAUGUGCACAGACAGACUUACACCUUCUACCCCCGGAACACCAGACUCUGAUUCUCUAGAAUGCACCUUCAGACCAGUUUCUCCGAGAGCCCAACCAAUGAAUGAGUCUCCGCAUGAGUCUCAAGACAUACAAGAAAACAACAAAUCACCAAGCCCCAGC